AUGUUUGUAGUAACAAAACAUCUUCUGCAAAGACGGAAGAGGUCGUCCUCGUCGUCGUCUUGCUACGAUGAUUUCUUCAAGAGGUUACAAAACCACGGAGCGUGGUUUAAAAAGCAUCUUACUACGCAACUCUUUUCUGUCACGAAGAAGAAGAAGCUUCACUUAGUCCUUGACUUAGACCACACGCUACUCCACUCUGUUCUGGUUUCAGACCUAUCCAAACGCGAGAAGUAUCUACUCGAAGAAACUGAUUCAAGGCAAGAUCUAUGGAGACGCAACGUAGACGGUUACGAAUUUAUCAUAAAGCUACGACCUUUUCUUCAUGAGUUUCUCUUAGAAGCCAAUAAGCUCUUCACAAUGCACGUUUACACAAUGGGUAGUUCUAGUUACGCAAAGCAGGUGUUGAAGCUGAUUGAUCCUGAUAAAGUAUACUUUGGGAAACGAGUUAUAACUAGAGAAGCAAGUCCUUUUAAUAAGUCACUUGAUCUUCUUGCGGCUGAUAAACGUAGAGUGGUCAUUGUGGAUGAUACGGUUCAUGUUUGGCCUUUUCACAAGAGAAACUUGUUGCAGAUCACCAAAUACAUUUAUUUUAAAGUCGAUGGAACCAAGUGGGAUUCGUACGCAGAAGCAAAGAAAGAUGAGAGUCAAAGCAAUGGAUCAUUGGCCAAUGUUCUGAAAUUCCUUGAAGUUGUUCACAAAAGAUUUGAAGAGGAUUUAGGUUUUAAAGAUUUGAGGCUAUUGAUACCUUGUAGACAACGCUGCUACUGA
Arabidopsis thaliana (thale cress) is the source of this 768-nucleotide messenger RNA. Its product is annotated as Haloacid dehalogenase-like hydrolase (HAD) superfamily protein. The transcript has a single exon. Gene Ontology annotation, biological process: regulation of transcription by RNA polymerase II. Gene Ontology annotation, cellular component: nucleus. Gene Ontology annotation, molecular function: RNA polymerase II CTD heptapeptide repeat phosphatase activity; phosphoprotein phosphatase activity; protein serine/threonine phosphatase activity. Lineage: Eukaryota; Viridiplantae; Streptophyta; Magnoliopsida; Brassicales; Brassicaceae. The record is from RefSeq and is marked reviewed. Bases 1 to 768 code for a protein of 255 amino acids.